ACUUUAAUGAGCCCUUUGAAGAGGAAUGAGAUGACUUUCCUUCUAAGCCCCCCCCCCAAGCGCUCGUGGUGCUGGCGCCGCCCCAGUUGCGCCAGGUUCCGGGGUCGCGCGGACGGGAGCUGACAGGGGUCAAUUCAAGUCAUGCAGGUGGUUCGAAAGACGGGGUCUUGGUUCUUGUGGUCUUGGGCUCGGUCACCGACGCCCGGGGUCGUGCCUGGGGCGCCAGCCUCCACCAUCCGCACCGGCGCCCGGCAGCUACAAGAUGCGGCGGCCAAGCAGGAAGUUGAGGAGAAGGCGGCCGCUCCGGCUCCGAGCCGCAGCAGCUUCAGGUCAUCAGCUGGCUGUGAGGAAACAGAAAGCAGGCGGAGGUUGAAGGAGACAAAGGAAGGUAUAAGGCAUCAUCCAGGAGAGUGGAAGAAGGAUAAUUGAACUGGGGACAUGCAUACAGAGCCGGUCGCCAGGCAGUGCUGAGGGCCCACUUGAUGUCAGAAGUCAUUAAAAUAAAGCGGCGGCUCUCAACUGGGGCGAUUGGGCCUCCAAAAGGACUUUUAGCAGUAUCUGAAGACAUUGUUGAUUGUCACAACUCAGGACACUGGAGGGACAGCGGGUGGAGGCCGAGGACGCUGCUGUACAUGCCACAGCCUGCAGGCCAGCCCCUCACAACAAAGAAUUGUCCUGCCCA
This is a messenger RNA of Leopardus geoffroyi (Geoffroy's cat), 682 nucleotides long. RefSeq names its product 28S ribosomal protein S11, mitochondrial-like. The record is from RefSeq and is a predicted model, not a curated record. The transcript has 3 exons. NCBI's taxonomy places the organism in Eukaryota, Metazoa, Chordata, Mammalia, Carnivora, Felidae. Bases 142 to 429 code for a protein of 95 amino acids.